Lactuca virosa is the source of this 630-nucleotide messenger RNA. Lineage: Eukaryota; Viridiplantae; Streptophyta; Magnoliopsida; Asterales; Asteraceae. The record is from the annotation of a GenBank genome assembly.
AUGGUGAUAGAUGUUGAAGGAAAGGAACUGAAAGUAACAACACAGUCUGUUCAUGACAUGUUGGGCAUUCCAACUAGUGGAACAAUACUUACACAACUGGAUCAAUGGCCUAAAGAUGAUAUCAGUUAUGAUGAAUGGAAGCAACAGUUCCAAGAAAGAGCAAUAAUCCGACUGAAUGCAAUCAAAAAAGUUAUUGUUCGUACCACAGAAGCUGAUUUUAAUUUCAAAUUGAACUUCUUAGUUCUUUUUAUAAACACAUUUUGUGAGUCAACCUCAAUGGGAAGAUGCAACAUGUAUCAAUUUCACACCAGUAAUGGGUCAAAAAUAGAUGAUGAAAAAGAGAUUGAAGAUAAAGAGGGAAAUGGUGAAGAAGACAAUGAUAAUGAUGGAAGUCAACCGGAAGUAGAUUAUUUUCUUGAUGGAAAUGAAGCAGAGAAUGAAGGAAUAAAGAAUGAUGGAGAUAACAAUAAAAAAGAAGGUGAAACUGAAGAAAAAGAGAAAAAUGGAGAAAUCAAUGAAUAUGAAAAUCAUGAAGAGAAAAACGAUGAUGAGACUAAAGAAACAAACAAUCAUGGAAAGACUAGUCACCAAAAUGAAACAAAACAAAAUCUGUUGGAUAAAGUUAUUUGA